AUGGAAGGUAUUGAAAUUAGUGAUUCAAAUAGAUGGAAAAAGGAUGAAGAAGAAGUAUUGAAAUGGGAAGAUAAUGAGCAUGAUGUUCCAACUUAUAAUAAUAAUGAUAAUGUUAUAAGAAGAGGAAGUGAUGAUGAAAGAAUAAUUAGUCUUAGCAUGGAAGAGAAAAGGAAUUUGUUGAAUAGACUAAUGAACAUUCCUCAAGAAGAAGAAGACAAUCACAACUUCUUGUUAAAGCUCAAACAACGAUUUUAUAGGGUUGGGAUAGAAUUUCCGAAAAUCGAAGUUCGUUUCGAACAUUUAACUGUAGAAGCAGAAGCGUAUGCGGGGACAAGAGCAUUGCCUACAAUGUUCAACUUCACAAUCAAUAUGAUUGAGGGUGCCUUGAAUUAUUUUCACGUUCUCCCAAAAAGAAAGAAGUCAUUUUCAAUUCUGAAUGAUGUUAGUGGAAUCAUCAAGCCUGGAAGAAUGACACUACUUUUAGGUCCGCCAGGUUGCGGCAAGACAACAUUGCUACUAGCUUUAGCUGGAAAGCUAAAUUCAGAUGUAAAGGUUUGUGGGAAAGUAAGUUAUAAUGGGCAUGGAAUGGAUGAAUUUGUACCAGAAAGAACAUGUGCAUAUAUAAGUCAAGAUGAUGUUCAUCUAGCAAAUCUAACGGUGAGGGAGACUCUUGAAUUUUCAGCUCGAUGUCAAGGAGUUGGACCUUGUUAUGAGAUGUUGGAGGAGUUGUUAAAGAGAGAAAAGGAAGCAAAUAUAAAGCCAGAUCCUGAUAUUGACAUGUUUAUGAAGGCAGCAUCAGUUCAAGGGAAAGAGCCAAAUAUAAUAACAGAUUAUACCCUCAAGAUAUUAGGUCUUGAGAUAUGUGCUGAGACACUAGUUGGUGAUGAAAUGGUACGAGGGAUUUCUGGUGGACAGCUAAAGAGACUCACCACAGGAGAGAUGAUGGUUGGACCAGCAAGAGCUCUAUUUAUGGAUGAAAUAUCAACUGGAUUAGACAGUUCAACGACCUUCCAAAUCGUCAAAUCUAUUAGACAAUCCAUUCACAUUCUUAAGGGAACUGCUCUUAUCUCCCUCCUGCAGCCUGCACCGGAAACUUACGGCCUUUUUGAUGACGUGAUUCUUUUGGCGGAUGGGCGAAUUGUAUAUCAAGGUCCACGUGAACAUGUCCUUGAAUUCUUUGAGUAUGUCGGAUUUAAAUGUCCUAGGAGAAAGGGAGUAGCUGAUUUCUUGCAAGAAGUGACCUCUAGGAAAGAUCAGGAGCAAUACUGGGCAAGGAAAGAUGAGCCAUACAAAUUUGUUUCGUCCAGGGAGUUCUUUGAAGCAUUUCAGUCCUUCCAUGUCGGACGCGAACUUUCAAAUGACCUUUCUGUUCCUUUUGACAAGGCUAACAAGCAUCCUGAUGCUCUAACCACCAACAAGUAUGGCGUUAAAAAGAGGGAACUUUUGAAAGCUUGCAUGUCUAGAGAAAUCCUUCUCAUGAAGAGGAAUAUAUUUGUCUACUUGUUCAAGAUAAUACAACAUCUGUUAUUGGCUUCUAUAACAAUGACACUGUUCCUGCGAAUCAAGAUGCCGAAGGAGACACAGACAGAUGGAUUCAUCUUUAUGGGUGCAUUGUUCUUUACAGUAAUUGCGGCUAUGUUCAAUGGGUGCUCAGAGGUUCCUUUCACUAUCUUGAAGCUUCCGGUCUUCUUCAAGCAGCACAACCUUCUCUUUUUUCCUGUAUGGGCUUAUACGUUGCCUGCAUGGAUAGUCAAGAUCCCAAUCUCAAUUAUCGAGUCUUCCAUUUGGGUUUCUAUCACAUAUUAUGCUAUAGGAUUUGAUCCAAACAUCGUAAGGUUUUCCAAGCAGUUAUUUCUAGUGAUAUGUGUUGACCAGAUGGCUUCUGGAUUAUUUCGCUUCAUGGCAGCUGUUGGAAGGAAAAUGAUAAUCGCAAACACAUUGGGAUCGCUUGCAUUACUUCUUGUUCUUGUAAUGGGUGGAUUCAUAAUGGAUCGAGAUGAUGUGAAAAAAUGGUGGUUAUGGGGUUACUGGUGUUCUCCAAUGAUGUAUGCACAGAAUGCCAUAACUGUAAAUGAGUUUCUCGGCAAUAGUUGGAGAAAUAAUGUUCCCGGUUCAACAGAUAAACUAGGAGUUGUAGUCUUAAAGUCUCGUGCAAUGUUUCCUGAUGCACACUGGUAUUGGAUUGGAGUAGGCGCAGUGCUAGGAUACGUUGUUUUUUUCAAUCUUAUGGCUACGUUGGCCUUAACUUACCUCAAGCCAUUUGGAAAAUCUGGUGCGGUUUUGCCUGAUGAAACAGUUGCCGAAAGGAAGACAAAGAUACGGAAUAUAGACAUAAAUUCAUCAACAGGAGAAAUGAAAAAUGAGGGCCAAAGAAAUGCAUCUAUUCGAGAAACCAGGACAAUCAAGAAGGGAGGGAUGAUUUUACCAUUUCAACCUCUUUCACUUGUUUUUGAUGAUAUCAGAUAUGCAGUCGAUGUGCCUCAGGAUAUAAAACCUCAAGGUGUUUUGGGGGAGCGGUUAGAGCUUUUGAAGGGAAUUAGUGGUGCUUUCCGUCCAGGAGUCCUUACAGCUCUAAUGGGUAUUAGUGGAGCUGGAAAAACUACUUUGAUGGAUGUUUUGGCUGGUAGAAAGGCGCAUGGAUAUAUGGAAGGAAGCAUAACUAUAUCAGGAUAUCCGAAGAAGCAAGAAACAUUUGCACGAAUUGCAGGAUAUUGUGAACAAACAGAUAUUCAUUCUCCUAAUCUUACAGUACAUGAAUCGUUACAAUUCUCAGCAUGGCUUCGAUUGCCUCUAGAAGUUGACAGCGCAAAUAGAAAGAUGUUCAUUGAAGAGGUGAUGGAUCUUGUGGAACUAACCCCACUGAAGGAUUCCCUUGUUGGAUUACCCAGUGGGAGUGGUCUUUCGGUUGAGCAGCGCAAACGACUUACUAUAGCUGUUGAGCUUGUUGCCAAUCCAUCUAUAAUAUUCAUGGAUGAACCAACCUCAGGACUCGAUGCUAGAGCCGCUGCAAUUGUCAUGAGAACCGUUAGAAACACAGUUGAUACUGGUCGAACAGUCGUAUGUACCAUCCACCAACCCAGCAUUGACAUCUUUGAUGCAUUUGACGAGUUGGUGCUUCUAAAACAAGGAGGUGAAGAAAUCUAUGUCGGUCCAUUAGGCCACCAUUCGUCCGAGUUAAUCAAAUACUUUGAGGGAAUAAACGGAGUACCCAAAAUCAAGGAUGGUUAUAAUCCAGCCACUUGGGUGUUAGAGAUCACAUCGAAAGCACAAGAAGCUGCCCUUGGCGUUAAUUUUGCAGUACUAUAUAAAAGCUCAGAACUAUACAGAAACAAUAAAUCUUUGUUCAGAGAAGCAAGUAUAUCAACCCCAGGUUCAAAAGAAUUGAAUUUUUCAACUAAGUACUCGCGAUCUUUCUUCAACCAAUGCGUAGCUUGCCUUUGGAAACAGCAUUGGUCCUACUGGAGAAAUCCAUCAUACACUGCUGUGAGAAUUCUUUUUACGUCGUUCACCGCCCUCAUGUUUGGAACAGUUUUCUGGGAUCUUGGCUCUAGAAGGACAAGGAAGCAAGAUCUUUUUAAUGCAGCAGGUUCCAUGUAUGCAUCUGUUCUAUUUCUCGGUAUACAAAAUGCUUCCGUAGCACAACCAGUUGUUUCCAUUGAGAGAACAGUCUUCUAUAGAGAAAGAGCUGCUGGCAUGUAUUCAGCUUUCCCAUAUGCUUUUGGUCAGAUUGUGAUUGAGCUUCCUUAUAUUUUAGUUCAAACUGUUGUGUUUGGCGUGAUAGCGUAUGGCAUGAUAGGAUUUGAAUGGACAAUAGCCAAGUUCUUUUGGUAUCAAUUCUUCAUGUUUUUCACCUUGUUAUAUUUCACACUUUAUGGGAUGAUGACAGUAGCUGUUACUCCAAACCUGAGUGUUGCUGGAAUAAUAUCGAAUUUCUUUUACGCGAUGUGGAACCUCUUCUCGGGUUUUGUUGUUCCCAAAACAAGGAUUCCAGUGUGGUGGAGAUGGUAUUAUUAUAUAUGUCCUGUCUCAUGGACAUUGUAUGGAUUAGUUGCUUCUCAGUUCGGGGACUUAACGGAUGAACUUGAGGAAAAUUUAACACUCGAACAAUUCGUGAAGAGUUAUUUUGGAUUCGAGAGUGAUUUUGUGCCAUACGUUGCCAUCAUUAUCAUCGCAUUUUGUAUCCUCUUCGCUUUCAUUUUUGCCUUCUCGGUCAAGGCUUUUAACUUCCAGAGAAAAUAAACAUGUCAUUUUCAGCUUAAUUUACAGGAAAGAGGCCUCAACUAUGGCCUAAUGCUUCGCUGCUUCAAUGUCAUAUGGACAAUACAUUUCUCCACUACACUCAACUCUUGUAUCUUAUACCAAAAAAACUAGAUGAAGGAUGCCCAUGCUGCGCAUGGACCAAAGUUUAAUUACAAUAAUUGUUGUUUUAGUGUAUUGUUUCUACUAUUUUGUAAGGAGUAUUCUUCUUUAUUAAA
Molecule: messenger RNA, 4475 nt
Organism: Solanum pennellii
Lineage: Eukaryota; Viridiplantae; Streptophyta; Magnoliopsida; Solanales; Solanaceae
Product: pleiotropic drug resistance protein 1-like
Exons: 24
Coding region: 1-4239 (1412 amino acids)
Cellular component (GO): membrane
Molecular function (GO): ABC-type transporter activity; ATP binding; ATP hydrolysis activity
Source: RefSeq, a predicted model, not a curated record